Messenger RNA from Symbiodinium natans, 11826 nucleotides. The record is from the annotation of a GenBank genome assembly. NCBI's taxonomy places the organism in Eukaryota, Dinophyceae, Suessiales, Symbiodiniaceae.
AUGGACACAGCGGAUCGCGUUCUUCCAGAGCUUCAGCGUGAGGUUGCCCAGGUUGAGCCCCUGCGGCAUCAGAUAGCUGUCUUUCAGGGUGAUUUGAGUGCAUACCAUCUUGAGGUCGAGGCUUUGCGUGCAGAAGUUAGGGCCUUGCGUGAUCAGAUCGUCCCUUUGCAAGAGGCCCACAUUCGUGCUUCUGCCCGCCUGCAGCCCCGCCUUGUGCAUCCUGCUCCAGCCAUUGAAACCUUGACGGAGCGGGUGUUGCAUAACCAGAGCUGUUUUCAGUUUCUUGUUGUGGCGUUGCAGAGAACCUUCCCUCACGUUCAGUGGCAGUCCCUCCACGAGGUCCUUCGCAAGGCUCGUCUUGAACCAGGGGUCAAGCAGUCAUUGGACAGGGAAGCAGUUGUGCGGCGAUGGUUGUGCGUGUUGUUGCAUGAUACCAGUGCAUCUUCAUUGGGCCAGAUGCUUGCGGGGAGUGCGUGUGAUGGUGCCGAGCUUGUGUCUGAGACGUUUGAGGGCAAAGCAACAAGUACCCUUCUGAAAAGAGUCCGCUGCAUCGGGAAAUACGUGCAUUGGGCGUCGGACAAUGGGUGCGAUGCUUUCCCCUUCUCAAUUGAGAAGAUCCGGAGUUACCUCAAGGAUGCUAUUUCGGGUAACAAGAAGAGUGCCAUCCGGGAUUUUGCAAGCUCCUUGAAUUUUUGUCGCUUUGUGUUGGGGUUUCAGGUGAGUGAUGAUGUGACUUCACACCCGUGGUUCAAAGGGACGAUGAGAUUUGCCAACAUCCGGCUCCGGGAUGCCCACCGAUCACGGACCUUGACUGUGAAGGAGGUGAAGCAUCUUGAAGAGGCCUUGAUCGGGGGCCGUUUGGACCGUUUUGAUCGAUAUGCGCUCGGAGUUAUGUUGUUUCAGCUGUAUGCUCGAGCCCGAGUGUCUGAUUUGCGUAAUCUGUUCAAGGUUUACCUGGACAUAACCGGGGCAGAAGGGUAUAUCGAAGCACAUACGUACGAGCACAAAAGCCGUCGCAUUACCAGUGGACCCAGUGCUGUCCUCAUACUGGUGGCCCCGAUCCAGGGGCUCGCCUCCCAGCCUUGGGGGCUUGCUUUUGUUCAGGCUGCCAAAGAUGUUGGGUUUGACUUUGAGAAGGGUUUCAGAGGCCCGCUGUUGCCCCGUUUUGCCAGCGAUUACACUUGGUCAGGGGAUGCGGUGGAUGCUGCUGAAACCACAAGGUGGCUGAAUGGCAUCCUCAAGGCGCUGAUGGGCGAAGUCCUUGAUGGUCUAACGAGCCAUGGCCUGAAAGCCACAACACUUUCGUGGGUGACAAAGGCAAAUUACGGGGCGGGCCCGUUGAGAGACUUGUGUGCAUGCUUGAAAUCGAUCAGAGUGGGGGUCUUCCUUCCAGACUUGACCCGCAGUGGCAUGAUCAGGGAGCACGCUGAGUCGCAUGACGAGUUCCCGCGUAGUUUUGCUUCUCGUCCCCCCUUCCAGCCGUCCUUUGCACCGUCCUUCAGUGUUGCUGGCCCUGCAAAUGACACGGCGCCCGACGAGGCAGCACUUUCUGAAGGGGGGGCUUCAGCGUUAAGUUUGGAUCGAGCUCCCGGUUUCCAGGAAGGUGAGAUUGAGGUUGCCAGGGAGGCCGAGGAAGAUGCAGUCUUCGGUGGCGUGAGCCCAGAUCGUGUGUGCGAGUCAGGUUCCUUGGAGUCUUCUAGCGACAGUGAAUCAUCGGGCUCAUCCGACGAGCCGGUUGAUUAUGAUGGAUUCCUCCGAGGCUUCGAGGUGCAGGUGGGGUUGCCAGAUGAUGCCUUGCAACGGCUGCUUGACCAGGGCGUCGACACUUUGGCCAAACUGGCGUUUGCCCCUGGUCAUCCCGGGGAGUCCCCCAGUGACGAAAAACUCAAGGCCUUAGUUGCUCCAGUCGCUGCAGCCGGAGGUGCAGGAGGUGCCGAUCCCUCUCUUGGUACCGUCGCCGCGGUACGCCGGUUAGUCUUCGAAGCACAAACGUUGGUUGUCAAUGAGACCAAGUGCCUAGUUGAGAAUAAAGAAGAGCAGCCCAAAGAAUUGCCUCCGGCAGAACGGCGUGAUCGCCUGCAGAAGCAAGCUGCCCGCCUUGCAGGUGUUGACUUGUCUGGUGUCAACGAGUGUUCGCAUGCAAGCUAUGACCUUUGCCUGAAGCUGAUCUCUGACAACUGUGUCUCGUAUCUUCAGCCUUCGAAGUUUACCUGCCGGCAGGCGGAACUGCGUAUGGACAAGCCCCGCAAGGAACUUGAUGUUGCAGCCCCGGGAUCCUCCUCUUCCGUGCUCCUUAUCAAGGACCGCGCUGCAGAGCAGCGUUGCGACGUGACGCAUGCCCUUGAUCUAUUCCAGGCCCUGCACCGUCGCGCGUUGGCCAUGGACCUUGUUGGACUUAGCACGUAUGCUCGCGUGCAAGAGUGGAACUCCUUUCUUAUGAACCACCUGCAGCAGCCUGUCCUGGCAGGAUACCGCAGCCCCACUGUUCAGCAACUCCUUCACGCUGAUAGAGCUGCCUGGGUCCGUUUGUCCGAGUUAACCCCAGCCGGGGUGCGUCGCAAGGCUACAGGUGAAUUGCCGUUGGAUAGCCUCUGGGCUGAUUUGCAGAAGGACCCGCGCGUGGUCUUUCAUCUUUUGCCGCUUCCUGACUCUUCGGGCAAGCAUCCUGCGCCCGCCCCGCCGGGCGUUCCUGCUGCUGUGCCUGCUGGCUUGUUGCCGGUGGAGGUGUUACCUGCCCGGCCUGAUGUUCCCCUUUCAGAAAGUGCAGCUCACCCUGGCGGUAGCAAGCAGCUAACUGUUUUCCAUGCUAUUGAAGUGUUUGCGGGCAGCGCUCGUCUCACUGUGGCACUUCGUGCCGUGGGCCUGCAAGAUUCCUGUGGCGUCGAUCAUCGGAUCCCCAGGCAUUGCCCUUGUCCCAUGGUCAAACUUGAUCUCACUCGUGAUUUUGAUGUACAGCUUUUGCAUGAUAUGAUCGACAACCCUUUUUGCCUUUAUGUGCAUUUUGCACCACCGUGUGGCACGAGCUCCCGUGCUCGCCUGAUCCAAGAGACCGAUCACGAUCCCGAACCGUGUCGGGAUGAUACCUUUCCUGAUGGCCUCCCCGACCUUCCUGACCGUUUGGCUCAACGUGUGGCUGCGGCCAACCGCCUCUAUGGCGUGACCGCUGCAGCCCUGAAACGGGCGGUUCUUGCCGGCAAGCUUGUCAGCUGCGAGAAUCCCCUGAAUUCUUUCAUGUGGCAGACCACUGCGUGGCGUCAGGGCACUUCCGGUUUGUCCUUGCGGGAAGCUGUGUUUGACCAUUGUUGCUACGGGGGCAACCGCCCCAAGCAUACGUUGUGGGUGCACAACGUGCCAGCCUUCGACCAACUCAACCUCACGUGCCCUGGCGAGUCUGCCUCCCAUAAGCAUCUGCCUUGGGGUCGUGUGUCUAAGUUCCGCUAUGCUACUAGUGAGGAGACCGCUUACCCGCUUGGGUUGUGCAAGGCGGUCGCCGCGCUCCUGCUUGAGGAGCUCUGCCAGCGUGGGUUCCAGCUGCCUGCUCGUUCCCUGUCAGAUGAGGUUCGGCAGCAACAUAGCGCGGCCCAGGUCAGUCUCGGCUACCAACCCCGUGGCAAGAAGGUUGCUCCUAUGGUUGCUGAGUUCCGUGAUGUGGUCGUUGUGACAUCUGACCAUGACUUCUUGCCUGCUUCAGCCAAGCUGCCUGCGGCCGUGCCUGUUCCGCCCUCAGCCUCGUGUGACCCGCCUUUGCCAGAGCUGCCCAUGGGUUCUCGUAUAUUGCGUUGUGUUGCACUUGGGGGUGGGGAGACGCCGCGUUCUGCCCAGCCAAACGGUAGGAAUCCGGGAAACCCGAACUGCCCCGUCGAGCAGUUCGCCUCUGUGUGCCUUCAACAGAAAACUAUCUUGGCUGAUGAUGUAAUUCAGCUGUUCCAGCUCUUGAAGUCGGAUCGCUUGGCCAGAGGUGCUGGCCUGGAUGAUGAGUUUUCGUGGUCCACAGGGGCCUAUGCACAGGAUCCGAACGUGCCUGACUUGAUGGGCUGUGAGCUGAAGUUCGAGUCCAACCGGUUUAGGACGUGGGUUGGAGUACCGUGGACGUGCGAUGAGUUCAUCAAGCAAGCGCUUGAGGCUAAGCACCCACGUCUUAUGAGCUCGGGAGUUCCACCUGAGUUGCAGCAAACUAUUGACUUCUUGGCGUCGGAGGGCAUGCACGCCGUUGGUGCCAGUAGGACUGAAGCUUUACGUCAGUGGCUAGGGCGAGCCGCAGAGCUCGACGAGCAAGAACGUGUGUAUAAGGAGACACUGCCCAAGCACUGUGCGAAAACCUUGGGCAAGAAAAGGCUGCUUCUUUUCGGCGAGAUGAUUGAGGCUGCCGGCCACAAUGAUCCGUCGUUGGUUGCGGAUAUGUCUAAGGGUUUUGCUUUAGGAGGCCCGAUCCCCUACUGUCCUGAGUUCCGCGCUAAGCGUACAGCUGCCACCAUGGCGGUCGAUGACCUGCGAGGGUCAGCACAACGAAUGCGGAAGGGCAUCCUAAACUCCACCAAGAGCUCAGGAGAUGAUGUGGUGGAUGCUGAGACUUACCGAGUCACCUUGGACGAGGUGGAGCGGGGGUGGCUGGACGGGCCGCUGAAAGAGAGCGACUUGGGGGCCAGCUCUUUGUUGACCAGGCGCUUUGGCGUUGUGCAGAAUAACAAAACACGGCCCAUCGAUAACUACCUUGAAAGUGGUUUGAAUGCCACCUCUUCAUCGUACGACACAAUCACCGUGCACACCGCCGACUGCAUAGCAUCAGGUUUGGCCCGUCGACUGAGGGCCGAUGCGAAGUGCAGGUUGCAGCAACUUCUCUUGAAGUCCUGGGACCUUCACAAGGCCUACAAAAACCUUCCGCUAUCCCUGGAGGCACUAGAGGACAGCUUCUUGUGCGUCUACGACCCAAAAGGGAAAUGUCCCCGAAUUUUCCGACAAAAGGUUCUUCCGUUUGGAUCACGGCACAGUGUGCACGCAUUUUGCCGGGUGUCACUAGGGAUAUGGAAAGUCCUUGUAGUGUUGUUCUUGUGCCACAUCAACGUUUAUUUUGACGACUUUGUGGGUGUGGAGCUGGCCCCUCUGGCCCGCCUCUUCGACGUUGGUGUUUGCCUAGUAUUCCGCUUGUUGGGGUGGGAUGUCGCCGAAGACAAAGAGUCUGUGUUCGACUCCUGUGCAAAAGUGUUGGGGUUGAAGUUCGACUUGUCUGAGUCCCGUCUCGGACGUAUCACUCUGUGUAAUACGGAGUCGAGGCGAGACGAGAUCUUCGAGGCCUUGUCCGACAUCCUGUCGUCUGGUUACCUCACGCAAAAGGAUGGCGAACGCAUCAGGGGCCGACUCCAAUUUGCUGAAAACCAGAUAGCUGGAAAGGUUGCUGGAACAGCCUACAAACAACUGUCGCGGUUUGUGCUUCGAGGAGGAGGACACCUGGAUGAGUGCACCAGGGUAGCCCUGCUAAGGUUGCGCGAUCGAGUCAACUUUUCACCGCCCAGGGUGAUCUGCGCCAACAUCUUGACUACCAUGCAUCUUUAUGUCGAUGCCUCUUGUGAAGGUGAUAACGUUGGCUUGGGAGGUGUUCUUGUUAAUGAAGUGGGUUCGAAGAUGGGCUUUUUCAGUGACCGCGCGUCUGAGCAUGUGAGACGUCGCAUGAAUCCUGAGAGCGGCAACCCCAUUUUCGAGUACGAAUGCUUAGCCAUCCUUGUCGGACUCAGGUUGUGGGCUCCGCUCAUUCGCAGUACCAACCUCGUUGUGUUUACUGACAACGAGGGUGCCCUGGCCUGUAUGGUUGCCGGAAUUUCAAGCAACAAGUAUGGAGAAGCGAUUGCUCAGCAUGUUCAUGUGCUGUGUGACGAGCUUGGGCUUAACAUCUGGUUUGAACGCGUGAACACCUGCUCAAACGUGGCAGAUGCCCCCUCACGCGGCUCUAAAGAUCCGGAGCUGGGCAAAGAAUUCACGAUCGAUCUUGAUACACUCGUUGAUCACGCCUUUGAGGUCUUCCCUCUAGGGGUCGUGCAAGCUGAGACCCCGGGUGGUCUCAGCGGAUGGACACCCGCUCGUCUUCGAGCGAUUCGAGCAUCAGCUGGGAUUGGCCGCCUCUGCCUCAGCGUGCUGCAUUUCGACCAGUCCUCAUCCGGCCUCGCUGCUUCCAUCUUGACCUGCUUGAGCGCCGAGUGGCUGUUGCUUGUGGAGGCACAGCUUGCUGCAAUUCCUGACAACAUGCCUAAAUUCCCUUGGGAAACCGGAUCGUUCAAGGCCAUCUUUGGUGAGGGAAUGGCCGGUGUGUUGUCUCCACCAGUGCUGAGGCAACCUUCUCUUGUGCCCAUACCUGGGGUUGCCUCCCCUCCGCCGGAACCUGCGCCCGUGCAGAGUGCUUCUGGGAAACGCAAGCAUGCGCAUUUGUUUCAUGAGUGUUCUGCUAAAGCCUCCAGAGAUGAAAAUGCUGACAGUGAUGAGCAUUUGUGGAACAUCGCUUUGAGCAAGUGGGUUACUGUGUUCAUUUUGUGCGAACACCAGGGAAGCACGGGUGCCAUGCUUCAGGACAGCUUCUGGUCCGAGGACGGCACUGCUCGGGAAGAUAUCAUCCGUGAUGUCUUGGGGUUGAAGGCCAUCAAUUUUGCGCAUCAUGUGGUCGACAUCCCCUUUAGUGCUGAGAUCUUGAGCGACAGGAAUUGCAAGAAAGCUGCCAAGCGUGCCAUGCCACUGGCGUCAGCCAUCCUACGGAGUGCCUUGGAAGUGGAUGCUUCUUCAGGGGUAUCAUCACACUCCCUCAAGGUCACCACUCUGAACUGGUGUGGCAAGAGGGGUUUGCCCGAGUUCGAUUGUUUGAUGUUGGGUCACCAUGUCACUGGGUCCAAAUCGCGUGCGGUCUACUCACGUGAACUUCUCAGCGCACCGCUGCGCUCCUAUGUCGCCAUGCUGAAGGAAAUCAAAGCAGGGGUGUUCAAACCAGAUGCCUCCAGGUCGGGUUGGUUGUCCGACUGCGCCGCUUUUGCACCUUCACAUGCAGACUUUCGUUUUGAUAACCGGAAGCGACGUGGGAUCCUUGCUAGUGAACCUGCCGUGUCUCCCAGCGACAUGUUGGGCCCAGAUGCAGGUGCGUGCGCCCCUCGCUCCCCACAGGAGUUUCCGGAGAGCCCGCUUCUUGCACAGGAUGCACCUGGCGAGUUUAUGGAAGGUGGAGUUCGGGAUCAUGCUGAUGAUGACGUUGAUGAGACAUCCCCUCCCUCCUGGGGGGGUGCCUUGCCUGACAACACUGCCCUGCCCGGUGUUGAGUCUGAGCGCGAUGCAGGGGAUGCAAGUAGCGAUGAGUCAGAUAGCAGUAGCUCAAGUGACAGCAACGCGUCCUCAGGGCAAUCGAUUGCCGAGGAGGGCAUCCUUCGGAAUGCCGGAGCUGCCCAAAGUUUUGAUGUGCCGGGCCCGUUAUGGCAGCACAGAGGUUCAAAGAUGCUGCACAAGGCGGUGCAAGGCUCGGAGAUGACCAAGUGCUCGCGUAGAACGGGUGGGAAUGCCUACCUGUAUCUUCCUGAGGGCUCUGUGUCGAAAUGGACACGCUGCUCGACAUGUUUUCGUGGUGAACUGAUCACCUCGAAAGGCGGUAUGGUGGCUGCCUUAGACGCGCUGAGCGCACCCAGAGCAUCCACAUGCAUUUUGCCUCAAGACAGCAACAUGGCGGCCACUUCCGUGUUGGCAUCGACGCCUGCUUUGGAGAAGCAAUGUGAAAAGGUCGGCCUCUCUGAUGAAUGGACCAAGGCGAUGAUCGCUGCGCAAGUUGACACCUUGUCCAAGGUCUCCUAUGCAGUCAGCUUACCAGGCACGCCCGCGACUGACACCAACAUCGAGGACUUUGCUGGCAAACUUCGACCAGGUGUUGCUCUCUCUUUGGGCGACAAUGCAGCACUUAAGCGCUUGGUCUUUGAAGCUCAGACACUUUGCAUCGCCGAGCUUCGGAGUUCGGUGCAGGUUGGUGAAGAUGCUCCACGCAAGCUGCCGGCUGCAGAACGUGCUCUGCGGAUAGAGCAGCAAGCAGCUCGCUUGAAGGGACUGCCUCUGGCCAAAGGUGCAUGGCAAUGUGCGCACAGCCUCUACGAUCGUUUUGCUCACAUGAGAGAGACCGAAGAGCUUCGCUUUGUCCCACCUGAUGAAUGCAUCACCCGGGAUCAGGAGUUGGCCGGCAGCAAGGCACCGAAGUCUGUGCAGCUGGAUGCAAGCAAGUCGGGCCUCAUCGUGAAGGAUGAGGAAAUCACCAAUACAAUGAACAUCACCUCAGAUCACGAGCUUUACCUGAGUUUCAUGAGGCGCGCCUUGGCCAUGGAUCUCGUGGGCCUCGCCAGCUUUGAUGUGAUGCAGAAGUGGAUCGAGCGUCUGUUCGAUGUGAUGAACCAGGAUCCACCUCCAAACUUCUCCCGGGUCUCUCGUGCCCAGGUCCUUCGUGCGGAUCGCCAAGUCUUCGUCGAGCUGGCCCGUAGAGCCAAUGGAGGGCUGAAAGCCCUCACCGAUGGCUCGCUGCCACUGGAUGCAAAGUUUCGCAAUUUGCCGGGCAACACUGAGAUCAUGUACUUCUUGCUGCCGACACCGGAGAAGGGCAAGGGCAAAGGCAAAGGCAAGGGAGACAAGCGCAAGCAUUCGGGCGAUGGCGAUGAAGGUGGCGACAAGAAGAAGGCCAAGACCACUCGCGAUCCCGUGCCCAAGGCGACCUUGUGGCUGUCGCUGUUCCUACAUCGUCCACAGAUGAUGUCAAUUUUCCUUGUUCUGCCGUUGACCGUGCUUCGUUGCCUGCUGAUUUUGGUGUGCAAAGCCAGGUUGGCCACUCGUCAUCCGGAAGCAUUCCGUCAUUUGGCUAUUCCAUGUCAGCAUGUGCAUGUGUCCACUGCCACAACCACCAAUCGUGUGCCUCCAGAGGCUGUUGCUGCCUUUUACGAUGCUGUGGGGACUGCCAUUCUCGGGUUCUUGCGGUUCCCGCCCCUCGCUCCCGGCCCCACUCCCUUGCAUUUGGCACAGGUGGCUGCCGGCUUGCAGCCCCGACGUUCGCACCUUUGCCUGGUGCCUGAGUUUAAGUGCAUUGCCAAUGUUCGCCUCCCGGAGCUGCCCCCUCUUCAGGACGGCAAACUGAAGCACGAGCUGGUCGUGGGUGACGUGUGCGUGCCUGCAGGAUCCAAGCACUUACUCCCUGGUUCUCAACGGGGGAAGGAUGGCCAAGGAGCAAGUGCAGCAGUGGGGGGUGCUUAUGCCAUGGGAGGCUGUGUCGGCGUCCGAAAGAAUGCUUCCAUGUUCCCUGUGUUCACCCGAGCACUGGUCCGGUUCCUCAGGCAUCAGAUCCCCGAUGCCAGGUUUUCAUGCGUUGCUAUCUUUUGCGAUAUGUUACAGGGCAUGCACAAAGAUAUGUGCAAUCAAGAGGGUACACUCAACUAUGGGGUUGCACUUUCGGACUUUUCGGAAGGGUUUGUGUGGGCUCACGACCCGGCGGGCAAAGUUCACAAGCACACGCCAUCAGGUAAGCUGCCGGGGGUGUUGCACGACAUUGCAAAAGCCCCGGUGCGCUUUGAUGCGAGAAAGUUUCAUUGCGUCAUGCCGUGGCAUGGACAAAGAGUCGUGGUGAUUGGCUACACACCGCAAAGAGGUUGUGCCCUCAGUGCCAAAGAGGUUCGUUAUCUGCUUAGCUUAGGCUUUCCGUUGCCGUGGGUCGACACGCCGUCUCCUACUGCGCCUCCAGUCCACGAUGCACCUGUCGAGCAACGCUUGGAAAAUGUCGCCGACUCUGGUCCCGUGCACUCUAAGCUACCUUGUGCUUCUGCGGCUGCAUGCGAUACCCACUUGUACACCUUCGGUGUUUACCACUCUGAAGCCGAGUUCGUCCGCAAGGCCGUGCAGGUGGGGCAUCCGAGGAGCCUCUAUGGUAGCUUGCCCCAAGCCAUGGAGGAGUGUAUCGAUGCGUUGCUUGUCAUGCCUGAGGCUUCAGUUGUCACUAAGCGUGCGGCAUGGCUUGCGCAUUGGACGGCUCGUGCCAAGGCCAUCCAGGAGAACCCCGAUCCUGAUUGGCACAUCCAAGAUCCUGCAAUGCGCGCUAUCCUUGGACGAAAGAGGCUGCAGCUGCUUGAUGAGAUCCUUUUAUCGGAGGGUUACGGCGAUUGCACACUAGCUAGGGACAUGCACCAUGGUUUUGACUUAGUGGGAGUGGCGCCGCCUUCUGGUGUGCUGCCUGGCAAGGUCACCCCUGCUUCUCUUGAGCCUGAGGCCCUUAGCGCCAAUGCGUGUCGUGCCAAUGAUGCCUUGCGUGCAAGUUUGCGUUCUUGUGGCGAUCUGGAGCUCGAUGAGAAGCUUUGGGAGAAGACCCUGCUGGAGGUCGAACAAGGAUGGUUGCAGGGACCGCUCGAGUGGUCUGACUUAGGCCCGGGGGAGAUAGCAUCACCCCGCUUUCCUUUGUUGCAGAAUGGCAAAGUGCGCCCGAUCGACGACUACUCUCGAUCUGGUGUCAAUAGUUGCGUAACCACACUUGAGCAGCCAACCGUGGACACUGCCGACGUGGCAGCCGCCAUGUUCAGCAAACUCUCGAACGGCUUGUUGCGCAAGGGGAGGUCUGGUGCUCUCCUAGGUAGGUCUUACGACUUGACAUCCGCAUAUCGACAGCUAUGUGUGUCGAGGGAGUCGUCACGCUUUGCCAUAGUGGCAGUGUUCUGCCCAAAGGAUGGGAAAUCAUACCUAUUUCGCCAGCCUUGCCUACCAUUUGGGUCGCGUGCAUCAGUCAAUGGUUUCAUUAGGUGCUCGAGGUGCAUCCAGUGGAUCGCACUCCGGUGCUUGCUUGUGCCGCUGACGUCCUAUUACGACGACUUCAUAUCUGCGUCAACAUGCACUCUUGCUGCCAACACCGACACGACCAUGGCGAUGCUGUUUCGCCUAUUGGGCUGGCAGUAUGAUGAGGUCGGUCCAAAGGCUGACGUUUUUAGUGACCGGGUUGAAGCCCUCGGAGUGGCCUUUGAUCUUUCCGAGACAUGUUCCGGUGUGGUCAUCGUGGACAACACCCUCAGAAGGAAAGAUGCUCUAGACAGCCUAGUCAGCGAAGCACUUGCAAGGGGGACCCUCAAUCAUUCUCAAUCGCUCGAGAUGCGCGGCAAGCUGGCCUUCGCUGAUGCACAGGUCCUCGGUCACUCGGGGAAAUUUGCUCUGAAGUUGCUGUCUGCGCAUACCCAUGCGAUUCCUUUCAAGACGCGCAUUGCUGAUGACUUGAGCCGCGCUCUGAAGUACUUGAGACAAAGAAUCGUUGAGGGCUCUCCCCGGCGUGUGUUACCAACUGCCAAGGACACGUGGUUCCUUUUUACCGAUGCAUGUUUCCACGACGCUGGUGAUGGUGGUUUAGGCGGGGUGCUGGUGUCUUCCCUAGGUUCGGUGAAGUCGUGGUAUUGCCUUCCUUUGUCAGCCGAUGACAUCCAGCCUCUCAUUUCCCACACAGCCCGCACCGGGAUUGGCGAACUCGAGACAAUGGCGACCUUACUUGGCAUCCAGCUAUGGAGGGGCCAUCUACGGAGCACCAACGUGGUAGCUUUCAAUGACAACGAAGGUGCCAAGUUCGCCUUGGUCAAGGGUUACUCCAAAUCCAUGUCAGUCACCAGGAUUUGCCACGUGUGUGCGACUGUUUGUGAGACCGACAUGAUCAUGCCUUGGUUCUGUCGUGUUCCCUCAGCAUCCAACAUUGCCGAUCCGCCUUCACGCAGUAUGUCCUGCGAUGCCUUACCCGAAACCUUCAAGCUGCCCUGCGAUCAGGUGCGGCGCGCGUACCUUAGCUUGAGGGGUCGAGUCUGCAGUAUGCUCUCGUAG